AUGCAACCAAAUAAGAAGCAAAAAACUCAUCAUGACACCAUUGUUGAAUUCAAACGCUCAAUCAAACCAAAAUCUCGCUUACUUCUCACACCUGAUGUACCUUUAAUAUUUGGCAGUUAUGUCAAAGUCAUACUCCAUACUACAUGUCUAUUGGCUUUAUUGACAUUAUUCUUUGGAAUCUACAUGGCAGUCUCAAAAGAAAUAAACGAGAGAUUUGACCAAGAUGUCAAAUUUCUUGAAAAUGUCAUUAGUGUAUGUAGGCAGAAGUAUACUGGAAAUCACUGUUCACACCCAGACUUGGCUCCAUUUCUUAAACCUUACUGUAAUGAAUGGAAACAAUAUCCUUUAUAUACAGCAAAGAUAGCUACCCGUAUAUUCGGCGAAUUGGUCAAUGGCCUGGUUGAAUCCCUGACACUGAAAUCCAUGAUUGGUAUAUGUCUACUGGCCUUUGGAUCCUUUAUGCUUUCAUCUCUUGCUUUUUAG
Messenger RNA from Phycomyces blakesleeanus NRRL 1555(-), 483 nucleotides. RefSeq lists its product as hypothetical. Bases 1 to 483 code for a protein of 160 amino acids. The transcript has 5 exons. Gene Ontology annotation, cellular component: nuclear envelope; nuclear membrane. The record is from RefSeq and is a predicted model, not a curated record. Lineage: Eukaryota; Fungi; Mucoromycota; Mucoromycetes; Mucorales; Phycomycetaceae. Gene Ontology annotation, biological process: lipid homeostasis; nuclear envelope organization.